AUGGGUGCAAGAGUCAUGAGGCAGCGAAGACGUGCUGGCAUGUCACAUGGCCGCCUGCCGUGGCCCUCUCAGCCACCUGGCCAUGGUUCCAGCCAGCCUGCUAAGGCCAAACCAGAUAACUCCUGCUCACAUGAUUGGUUCACCAUUAGCCAGAUGUUCUCAGAGCUGUUCGAUUUGAUGAGCAGUACACAGAUUGCCACAGAUGAACAUUUCAUGAUGUUGAAAACCCUAGAGUUACAGGGUCGGUCACUGAAGGAAAAGAGUUGCUUGGAAGCCAUCGAUAAGCAGAGAGAAAAUAUAAGCCACUGGAUGUCCAAGACUGUCAACUUCCUGUGGGAUAAAUCUGUCCCUUUCCUGGGCUUCAAGAAUUUGCCUCCUGUCAUCUUUGGAGGUGAUGUCACACAUAGGCAGAGUGAUUUUAAAGUUACAGUUAUCAACCACUUCUUAUCCAAACGUGGGAGUGCUCUCUUAGACUCUUGCCUCUCGAUGUUCCAGGGCUACGAGGCAUACCCAAAAGACAAAUACCAUGAGGACAAGAACCCCUUGGGCUUCCUUAACCUUGGCACCAUCGAGAACAAGCUCUGCCUUGAUCUGAUGACUGAAAGGUUAUGUCAGAGUGACAUGAACUCCAUCAAGGAAGACCAGCUACAGUACCCCGAGGACAGAGGCCAACUGUUCCUUCGGGAAGAAGUGGCUCGUUUCCUCACCUACUACUGCAAGGCACCUUCUCGCCUAGAUCCAGAAAAUGUGGUUGUCCUCAAUAGCUGCUCCUCUGUCUUCUCUGCACUGACCAUGGUUCUGAGUGAUCCAGGGGAGGCCUUUCUAGUCCCAGUUCCCUUCUAUGGUGGCUUCACCUUUAGCUCUCAUCUGUUUGCAAAAGUCGAGUUGAUUCCUGUCUACCUGGAGACCAAGGUCACUUCUGAAAAGGCCCAUGUUCUCCAGAUCACUGUAGAUAAGUUGGAGGUGAUGUUGCUUGACGCUAGGGUUAAGGGAAAAAUCAUCCGCGGUAUUGUACUAACCAACCCUCAGAAUUCUCUGGCUGGUAUCGAUUCCCAAUACUCAUUGAUGGAAUGCUUGUCCUUUGCCGAGAAGUAUGUCCUCCAUGUGAUCAUAGAUGAGAGUUGCAUGCUGUCCGUGUUCGGUGAAGACCUCACAUUCCACAGUGUGCUGAGCCUAACAAGUUUGCCUGACCCUGAAAGGACCCAUGUGAUCUGGGAUGCCAGUUUGGAUUUCGGCAUCGCUGGCUUCUGUCUUAGUGCUCUGUACACCCACAAUAGUCUUGUGGCCUCUGCCAUGCGCUCCUUUGGCUGCCUCCAUGGUGUCUCUGGCAUUACGCAAUACAAACUAGGCCGAUUACUCCAGGACAGAGGAUGGAUUGAUGAGGUGUACCUGCCCACUAACCACUCCCGGCUGCGGGAAGCUCACAAGUAUGUCACUAGCAAGCUAGAGGCACUGGAGAUCCCAUUUCUCCCUUGUAGCUCUGGCCUCUCUGUGUGGAUCAACCUGAAAGAUUACCUUUACUACCCAGCUACAUUUGAAGAAGAAGAACUCCUCUAUCACCGCUUCCUGGAAAGCAAGCUGAUACUAUCCCAUGGCAAAUCCUUCAGCUGUAAGAAACCUGGCUGGUUCCACCUUGUCUUUGCAGAAAAACACAAUCAACUCCAAGAGGGUGUGAGACGGUUUCUUCUGGUGCUAGAGGAGCAGAAACAGGAUCGCAUAGAGAGACUAUUAGAGGAUGCCCUGAGGGAGUCGGAUAGCUGA
Messenger RNA from Dipodomys spectabilis (banner-tailed kangaroo rat), 1761 nucleotides. Its product is annotated as probable inactive 1-aminocyclopropane-1-carboxylate synthase-like protein 2. Bases 1 to 1761 code for a protein of 586 amino acids. Gene Ontology annotation, molecular function: pyridoxal phosphate binding; transaminase activity. The record is from RefSeq and is a predicted model, not a curated record. The transcript is spliced from 15 exons. Gene Ontology annotation, biological process: biosynthetic process; amino acid metabolic process. Lineage: Eukaryota; Metazoa; Chordata; Mammalia; Rodentia; Heteromyidae.